AUGGAAGCGGUCCGGUCCUCAUGUGAAAACCGCCCUCAGGAAAACUGGGCAAAAACCGGUGAAUUGGCCGAAAACCGGCCGCCAUCUGAGAAGCACCAGCCCAGUCGCCCUCCAGCGUCGCCGCGGUCUCAGGUGGUCAGCGCCGCCGCCGUCGCCUGGUUCCCCAGCACCAGUAGCCCUCCUGCCCCUCCAUCGUCUUCACUCUUCAGCUUCUCAACAAAAAAGCCCUCUCAUCGUCUUCAUCGUCGCGUGGUCCUCAACACCGGAAGCCGGCCGUCGAACCCAGUUAUGGAUAAUGUUGUUAAUCAAGAAGCAAUUGCUGAUAACAAUGCUUCUGUGAAUAAUGCUGCUAAUUCAAAUGAUGCUGCUAAUCCUAAUCCCCCUAGUGCUAACGAUAGUCAGUCACAAGGUUCUUCUAACCUACGGGAAAAAACAGAUUUAGCUUGGAAAUAUGUUGCUCUACAAAUGGUGAAUGGAAAACCACAAUACCAAUGUUUAUUUUGUCUACAAGUUUUCAAUGGAGGUGGAAUUCACCGGAUGAAGAAACAUCUAGCAAAGAUUACUGGAGACGUGAAAAAAUGUCCUAAAGUUCCAUAUGAUGUGGAGAAACAGAUGGAAAGCUUGUUGAAAGAAAUUCAGACCAACAAAAACAAAAGAAAAGUUAGUUUUAGUGAAGAGGGUGGUGAUGAGGUAGAGGAUGCAAUUGAUGAAGCAAUAGCCCAAGAAGAACAGCAGCGUACUUCGAGUCAGCAAGUGGUUGGAGGCGAUCCAAAGAAAAAAGCCAAAGUCAUUCCUGCUAUGUUUGCACCAAGAACGACGCCAGGAGCUCAACCAAGUAUUAGGAGUGUUUUGCAAAACAAAGAGGCGAUACACGAGGUUGAUAAACGGUUUGCUCGGUGGAUGAUGGAUUGUAAAAUUCCAUUUAAUGCAGUGAUGUCGCCAUUUUUCCAAGAUAUGUUGGAUGGUGUUGCUGGUAUUGGACCUGGUUACAAGGGUCCUUCUUAUGACAAGUUAAGGGUUCACUUGUUGGCUGAUCUUAAAAGAGAAGGUCAAAUGGUAGUUGAUAGUUAUAGGAGUGCAUGGAAGGAAACUGAAUGUACCCUCAUGGCUGAUGGUUGGACAGAUCAAAGACAAAGGACGUUAAUCAAUUUCCUGGUGUAUUGUUCUAAAGGUUUGUGCUUUGUGAAAUCAAUAGAUGCUUCCAGUAUUGUUAAAAAUGCCCAACACUUGUGUAAUUUGUUUUCUGAGGUUAUUGAAUGGAUUGGCCCUAAUAAUAUUGUGCAUGUUGUGACUGACAAUGCGGCCAAUUAUGUUGCUGCUGGUAGGCUUAUCAAUAGAAACUAUGAUAAUAUCUAUUGGUCACCAUGUGCUGCUCAUUGCCUUAAUCUUAUUUUAAAAGAUAUAAGCAGCAUGGCGCAUAUUUCUAACCUUGCAACACGCGCUUCAAAGAUCACAGUAUUUGUGUACAAUCAUACGGUUUUCUUAUCUUGGCUAAGAAAAAAACCUCAUUGGAGAGAAAUUGUACGUCCUGGUCCCACCCGUUUUGCAACUGUGUUUAUCACAUUGAUGAGCAUCUUUGAACGUAAAAAGGAUUUGCAAGCAUUGGUUGUAGAUUCAAUUUUCACUGAUCACAAAUUAGGAAGGAGUGCUACUGGUAGAGCUGUGAGUGCUACUAUCUUGGAUUGCAAAUUUUGGGAUGAUUGCUUUACUGUAUGUAAACUUGUGGGCCCUCUAAUUAAAUUGCUGAGGCUUGUUGAUGGCGAUGACAAACCUUCUUUGGGAUAUGUUUAUGAAGGAAUGCAAAGGGCAGAAGAUGCAAUUAAAGAGAUGUUUAGGCAAAACAAGACUGCAUAUCAGCCGUACACAGAUAUUAUCAACUCAAGAUGGGACAAGCAUUUGAAGAAACAUCUUCAUGCGGCAGCUUACUUCCUGAAUCCUUCAUUCUUUUUUAAUGAAAAUUUUAAGGAAGAACCUGAUGUUAUGCGAGGUUUGCUUGAUAUUGUUACCUCGUAUUGCAAGUGUAACAAUUUGGAUUCAGUUGAUGCAAUGAAGGAAAUACAGUUAUAUAGAGAUCGGAAGGAAAGUUUUGAUAGACCAGAAGCUAUUCGAGCUGCAUCUCAACUUAAGCCUGAUGAAUGGUGGAGGUUAUUUGGUAGCUCUGCUCCUUGUUUACAAAAGAUAGCUGUUCGCAUUCUUAGCCAAGCAUCUGCUUCUUCUGGGUGUGAGAGAAAUUGGAGUCUUUUUGACCAGAUUCAUACAAAAAGAAGAAAUAGAUUGGAGCAUGAUAGACUGAAUGACAUUGUUAAUGUUACUUAUAAUUUGCGUCUUAAAUCCAGGAAGGAAAAAGAAAAAAGAAAGCAAAAGACACAAUAUGAUCCAAUUGAUUAUGAAAGCAUCAGUCUAGUUGACUUUUGGGUGACUGAAGAGGUUGUAGAGAAAGAGCCUGAUCUUCCUAGUAAUGUGGAUGACUUAUUGCGUGAAAUUGAUGCUGAUUUAUAUCAAAGUGGCGGUGGUAGUGGUGGUCUUUAUGCUGCAUCUGUUGAUUCUUCUGCUGAAGAGGGUGGGAAUGAAGGUGAAGAUGUUCCCACCGAAGCAGAUUUGCAACAAGUUUUUGCGGAUUUUGAUGAUUGA
Molecule: messenger RNA, 2631 nt
Organism: Arachis stenosperma
Lineage: Eukaryota; Viridiplantae; Streptophyta; Magnoliopsida; Fabales; Fabaceae
Exons: 6
Coding region: 1-2631 (876 amino acids)
Molecular function (GO): DNA binding; protein dimerization activity
Source: RefSeq, a predicted model, not a curated record